AUGUUCCUUAGAAUGGAGCCAAUUCCAAAACUUGUAGCUGGACUUCUCCUGCUGACCUUAUGUGUGGUGGGCUGCCAAGGCCAACACUGGUCCUAUGGACUACGUCCUGGGGGGAAGAGGAAUGCUGAAAAUUUGAUCGAUUCUUUCCAAGAGAUAGCCAAAGAGCUUGAUCAACCAGCAGAACCUCAGCGCUUGGAAUGCACCAUCCACCAGCCCCGAUCUGCCCUCAGGGACCUGAAAGGAGCUCUGGAAAGUCUGAUUGAAGAGGAAACUGGGCAGAAGAGGAUUUAA
This is a messenger RNA of Leptonychotes weddellii (Weddell seal), 291 nucleotides long. RefSeq names its product gonadotropin releasing hormone 1 (gene GNRH1). Gene Ontology annotation, molecular function: gonadotropin hormone-releasing hormone activity; gonadotropin-releasing hormone receptor binding. The record is from RefSeq and is a predicted model, not a curated record. Lineage: Eukaryota; Metazoa; Chordata; Mammalia; Carnivora; Phocidae. Gene Ontology annotation, cellular component: extracellular region. Gene Ontology annotation, biological process: reproductive process; multicellular organism development.